AUGGCAUCAGUUCUUCUAUGGCACCAAGGUGACCAAGUAGUGGCAUCAGUUGUGGCAGCUCCAUCUCGGGACGUUCUUCUCUUUCUUCCUCGCUCCUCGCUCCACUGGGUAGUGGCCCCGUACAAUCUAAAGGAUCAUUUGUUCUCCGUUGCUUUAUCUGGUGCUUCUUCUUCCCCCUCCUUCCCUCCCACUAUCGCUCCCUCCUAUCCUCCUCCCCCUCUCACCCUCCUUCCUCUCUCUCUCCCUCUCCCUCUUCUUCCUCCCUCUUCCAAUCUCUUUCACACCCUCCUUCCUCUCCCUCUCCCUCACCCUCUCUCUUCUCCUUCCACUCCAAUUCGUGCAAGGCAGAGUUGCAUCUGUUUUGCCUUCUCUCUUUCUUUUCCUAGCCAGCCAGCAGAGCUUGCUGCUAUCCAUGACUUGAGAGCACGGCUGAGGGUGGGAAAGGGCAGCCGAGGAAGAGAUAAGACUGCGGGCUUCCUCGCUGCCCUCACUGUCGGUGAAGGCCGUGGUCCCAGCCAUGCAGUGGGCGCAGCACAGCGUUGCCAUUAUGGAGCCUUGGCGAUCAUUCUUGUAAUAACCAUCUCAGCGUCUUCCUGGCAGUCAGCAAGAGCGUUUGGCUACGGCGACGGCACCCAACCGACUGACGGCACCCAGCUAAAUUCCGACGGCACCCAGCUAAAUUCCGACGGCACCCAGCUAAAUUCCGACGGCACCCAGCUAAAUUCCGACGGCACCCAGCCGAAUUCCGACGGCACCGGGCUGAAUUCCGACGGCACCCAGCUGAACUCCGACGGCACCCAGCUGACUUCCGACGGCACCCAGCUGAAUCCCAGCGGCGAUCAGCAGCAGCUGAAUUCCGGCGGCGAUCAGCAGCAACUGACUUACGGCGGCAACCAGCAGCAGCAGCAGAAUUCCGGCGGCAAUCAGCAGCAGCUGAAUUCCGCCGGUGCUCAGACCGACAACACCGUGGCGCCGAUUGCAAAUGACAACAACGGAUAUACCAAUAGCGGAUAUACCGAUACACCCAGCGUUGAAUCUGUCCCCACCAAAACCAACGACAUGAAGAUUGUCGAAAAAUCCGCGGCGAUUGUCGUUCCCUUUGGCGCGAAUGUCGGCCCAGUAGCCGACGUUAGCGCCGCUGGGGGGCUCAAAGUGACGGGCCGCAACAAUGAGGUGGAGAUUAAUCCAGCCGGCAGUGCCAGUGUCAGCUCUGAUCUGCUUAAGACGGACGUUUCUGGGGAUGCAAUUGGCUCCGCGAAAUUCAACCGUGAGGGAGUAACCGUGAACGCCGACGGAUCAGCAAACGCGAACUUGUUUAACGGCGUUGGGACGGGAGAGGCGAAGGCGAAGGGUAGCGCCGGUGUGACGAAAUCCGGGGUCAACGCGGACGCUUCGGUUGGCGCGACUGCUGACGUGGCAGGCGUGGGAGCAAAUGUGAAUAUCGGCGCUGCCGGCGGGUUCAGCAAGAAAGAAGUGAACGCGAAAGCCGGGUUUGGGAUUGGCGGGAAUGUGAAGAACGUCGGGGGCGCCGGAACUAAUAUCGAAUCGGCGGCUAAGGUUAGCCGCGACAAAAUUAACGCGGAAGCCGGGUUUGGAUUUGGCGCAAAUGUGGCGGGUAUCGGAGCCGGAGGUACGGCCACGUCGGCGGCCGAGAUUAGCCGCCAAGGCGUGAAAGCUGGGGCGAAUGCGGGCGCCUCGGUACAACUCGGCGACUUCGCACGUUCGGCAAAUUUUGUGCAGGUGUCGUGGUGCAGUACGGUGACGGCGGACGGGAAGACGGAGGAAGUUGCGAAGGGGUGCAAGAAAAUUGUGGCGCAGCCGCAAAAGGGGUGCCAGGGUAACCCGCUGGAUAAAUUUGAGUUCAACCCGCAAAAGGCUGCCCGCAAGGCCAUGAGCAAGUUUUUCGGCAUGUUCCGCAUCAAUAAGAAGGAGGUAGCUCGUUCCCUGCGCUGCGUCAACUGUAAGUCCUCCCCCCCUCCCCCCCAAUUCAAUAGCAUUCUAGCUGCACCCUAG
Molecule: messenger RNA, 2013 nt
Organism: Closterium sp. Yama58-4
Lineage: Eukaryota; Viridiplantae; Streptophyta; Zygnematophyceae; Desmidiales; Closteriaceae
Source: the annotation of a GenBank genome assembly